Messenger RNA from Hydatigera taeniaeformis, 1386 nucleotides. Lineage: Eukaryota; Metazoa; Platyhelminthes; Cestoda; Cyclophyllidea; Taeniidae. The record is from the annotation of a GenBank genome assembly.
AUGGAAACUGAGGCCUCUCUAAUACUUGGAAUUGAUCUUGGUACGUCAAGCAUCAAGGUCGCUCUUGUCACACAAGGCCCAAAUCCUCACGUUGAAACCACUUUAUCAAGGGAUACUGGCCUUGUUUCAGGACACAGUUUGAGCAACUUUAAGAUAUUCUACCUCCCCAAUGAGCACACUCAAGAUGUUGGAAAGAUAUUUCAAUGCCUGCACAUUCUGCUUUCCACGAUACCUCCACGAUUAAUGGCUCGUGUUACAGCCAUCACCGUGACAGGUCAGAUGCAUGGAGUUAUGGGGUGGCUAGGUAGCGACCUUGCGAUUCUGGAAAAAUCCAGAACUGAGAAGAAAAAACUCGAUGCUAAUGUGAGUGGAGGCGGGUGUGGAAAAUUGAUCACGUGGAUGGAUCGUCGAUGUAGCAAGGAAUUUCUCGAUUCUCUUCCAAACCCCACAAGGAGUGAAAAACCUUUUACUGGUUUCGGCUGUGCCACCAUUCUUUGGCACUUUAAGAAUCAACCAGAAGAGUUCGCAGUGACUCCGAUAGACGUGGAACAGGAGCGAGAUAUUUUCGAAAAAGCGGCAGUUUUGCGCAAGACUUCUGUUGGAUCACCUACUCAGCGACCAACGAUCAUCGGCAAUGCGGACGACUGCAAAUCUUUUGCGUCACAAACUAAAUCGAGAUCGAUAUCUCAAAGUCCUUUGCCCUCGCUUUUUCGACCAGUACAGCACACCCCAUGGACUUGUAUUGGCACAGUGGCAGACUUCCUUGUAGCCUGUCUUGCCUCCCUUCAGCGACCUAUUAUGUCUCCACAAAUGGCCAUGUCCUGGGGCUACUUCGACAUGGAAAACAAUUCUUGGGAUUUCCAUGCUCUCAAUGCCUCUGGUUUUACACUAACGCACCUGUUGCCCGAGAUUGUGCCCUGUGGAACAGAGGUUGGAAAGCUUGCCUUCGACUGGGAGGGUGUGCCCGCCGGAGCCAAAGUUUUUGUGGCCCUGGGAGAUCUUCAAUGCUCCGUCUACCCUUUCCUCGAACACCAGAGGACGCUAAAUGGUAUUGGGGCCUGCAACAUUAGUACAUCAGCCCAGAUAGCCUUCAAGCUUCCAGCUGGCGUGGAAAUCAAUGCACCAACCUCCUCGCAUUCUUCCCCCACCAGCACAUGCAACGCGGACAGUGAAGGCGUCUUUGAGCGUCUGUUGACAUCUAAACGAAUCUCUGUGUGGCCAUUCUUCCACCCCAAUGAACGAAUUGUCGUAGCCGCAAGUCUGAAUGGUGGCAAUGUAAUCGAGAGGUUUAUCAAAAUGCUGCGUGUUUGGUGUCGACAGUUGGGAUGCCCUGCCAUAGAGACUGCACAGGUUAAUUUAUUUAAUGGUGUUGGUGGCGGCGGGUAG